Messenger RNA from Mercenaria mercenaria, 943 nucleotides. Its product is annotated as transmembrane emp24 domain-containing protein 5-like. Gene Ontology annotation, biological process: intracellular protein transport; Golgi organization; endoplasmic reticulum to Golgi vesicle-mediated transport. The transcript has 4 exons. Gene Ontology annotation, cellular component: COPII-coated ER to Golgi transport vesicle; Golgi apparatus; endoplasmic reticulum. The record is from RefSeq and is a predicted model, not a curated record. NCBI's taxonomy places the organism in Eukaryota, Metazoa, Mollusca, Bivalvia, Venerida, Veneridae. The coding region runs from base 124 to 906 and encodes 260 amino acids.
AUGUAAAGGCCACAGAUAAGCAUUACACUAAAACAAAUACGACAUAGCGUGACGACACUGUCACAGUGUAUACUGUACAUGAGGAAUUACGUGUAAACAAGGGCUUUAUAUAGGAUAUUGUGCAUGGUCAAAAUGACAAAACUAUGGUUAUUCUUAAAUGUUUUAUUUAGUAUCGCGUGGCCCGAAGGUUGGGCAGAGAAAGUCCUUGGCACGGAGACGGAAGAGUUUGACUUUGACGGGCUUCCAGGGGCACAGCACGAGUUUAAGAUUGAAGUGGGGGCCGGUAGGGAGGAAUGUUUUUAUCAAAAGAUAGUAGCCGGUGGAAAACUUCAUAUAUCUUUUGAGGUGUUAAGGGGAGGGGACCAAAGCCUUGACUUCUAUAUCAAAGGGAUUUCCGGUCAAGUUUUACAGGAAGCUCGGACCCGACCACGCUGGAUCACUGAGAUUGACACAAACCAGCACGCGGAAGGACGGCCGAUGACGCAAGAAGAGAUAGAUGGCGUUUGGCAGCCACCUAUAUAUAGAGGUCCAUAUGCGAUAUGUUUAGACAAUUCCAUGUCUCGUAUGGCCUCCAAACUAGUGUAUGUGUUUCUAGUGACAUACGUGGAGGAGGAAUGGUCCCGUUACAGACAGGAAAUAGAAGAUGUUGAACUCACUGUCUCAAAUUUUUCGGCGUCCAUCCAGACUGUCCAAGAGUCCGUAAAAGAAACUCUAGUCCAUCAGGCGCAGAGCAGAAUGCAUAUAAUAAAAGACUGGUAUUUAAUAACUGGAAAUAAUACCUACAUCCAGAGAUGGUCCAUUUGCCAGUGUAUCGUUGUAAUGAUGUGUUCAGGAAUUCAGGUGUAUUUUGUACGAAGACUUUUUAGAGGCACCAAUGUCACACCUACUUCAAAACCUAGAGCUUAGAAAAUGUCUUAUUGCAAAUAAAAUGUAAAUGAGUAAA